This is a messenger RNA of Suillus discolor, 6616 nucleotides long. RefSeq lists its product as uncharacterized. The coding region runs from base 309 to 6611 and encodes 2100 amino acids. NCBI's taxonomy places the organism in Eukaryota, Fungi, Basidiomycota, Agaricomycetes, Boletales, Suillaceae. The transcript is spliced from 37 exons. The record is from RefSeq and is a predicted model, not a curated record. Gene Ontology annotation, molecular function: ATP binding; hydrolase activity; protein binding.
CCGGAAUGCACAUCUUACACUGUUCCACACCUACGUAAGGUCGUAUUCUUGUCACAAUCUGGGAUCAUUUGAGGGUCCAAGUUCACCGCUAUGUACGACUUCAGGUUGCCUGCAGGUGUCGAUUUUGGGUGUACUAUUUGCGCCUCAACCUGUUUGGAAAUUCAGACAAAGCACCGGCUCGACGAUAUAAGGACAGCCUCGUUGCAGACUCGCACUCGGACUUCCUCCAAGCUCUUUGUACCAUUCUAAGUUCCCCAGCCCUUCAUAUAAUCACUUUAUCAUCACAACCUUCUCUUGUUCAACAGACCAUGUUGGACUUACUCUCCAAAGAUCGAAUAGUCAACGAGGCAGGCCUCAGAACCGCCUUGCGCCACCUGGACACAAUUUCAAGUCCAGGAGCAACCGCAUUACAAGCUACGGUCAAACAUAUGUCGUCAUCACCCCAUGUUUUUGCAUAUAUUAUUUCUGUUUGGGAUCGCCGUGAGGCAAUGAUCUCACAGAUCAUGAAAGACUUUCCAAGAAUAUCUCAAGAAUAUCCAACAUCCGUUGCGAGAACGAUGCUAGACAAUCUGUCUAUGUACUUUCUAGCUUUUCCAGCUGAGCCUCUAGCGAUGGAUGUCUCUAGGGACAUCAGCCGCCACAGAGGCUUCAUCGAGGACGCUUUACCUGUACUCUGCGCGUUGAACACUAUGGAAUUUUCUGGUGCAGGGUCGUUUGAAGACGAGAACGAUCUCUUCGACGAAUCUGAUGAUGGGUUCGUCAAGAAGAAAGUCCCUCAGAAAAUGCGCAAGCGUAAUCGCCCGAAAGCUCACACGUCUAUCGACGCAUCUCUCUUCCUGAGGCUUGAUGUGGUUGUCCCUCUCACGAGCGAGGCUGCCGCAUCAUUGUCUAAUAACAUUCUUACGAAGCUGAAAAAUGUUCUCUCGUUCUACCUCUCGCUUCUGCGGAGGACGGAAUUGGCAGGCGACAUUAAAGCCUUACUCCUCCCAAACGUGGGCGAGUCUGCCAAAGAUGUUGCGCCUGAAGUUUCGUCAACCGAGGAUGUCGAGAGUCCAACAACCCGACCCAAAGCGUACCAAAUGGUGCAGCCUAUGAAGGCUGCGCUUUACUUUGAGAAUGCGGACGGGUUCGGAGAGUGGCGAAUUCUCAUAUCUACGGAAGCCUACAAAAAUUUGCGUGAAUUACGUAAAUCAGAAAAGAAGACAUUCAAGAUCAUCGUCGGGAAGAUCAAACAACUAUCGAAUGGUUAUUUCUCAGAUGAUAAUCACAAGCGACUUAACGGACCAGAUGCAGGCAUACCCAUCUACGAUGCCAAGAUGACAAAGGACUUACGAUUAGUAUACCAGAUUGAUUGUGUCCCUGACCAGGAUGGAAAGUCCGAAAGACAAGUAAUCAAGAUAUACGGCAUUUAUACGCAUGCACAACUUGGCAAAGUAUGGGAUGCCUUGGGUAACCAUCUCGCACGCAAGGGCAGAGAAUAUCGUAGAAGGUGUAUCUUUCGGAAUAGACCUGCCCUUUCUAAAGACAGCGCAAUUCUGCCUGCAUCAUUCCCAUCAGCUGAACCCGAGCCAGAAUGCUCAGGAAGUCCACUCAAUCUUAGUGAUAAGGACAUGGACCGACUUCACUCUUUACUUGUUUUGGAGAAAUAUGUCACAUUCUCGCAAGUGUUCCUGCAUAGUCUUAUCGCAAACCAAGACGUACAACACGUCUUUAUGCUCACACCUCAAGAACAAAAGAUUGUCGAGUGUAUCACGUCAUGUUACGUCUUGGGUCGCAGCGGCACGGGAAAAACCACGACGAUGCUGUUCAAGAUUCUCGGUAUUCAGCGAGCUUGGGAGAUGAGUGCAGUCGACAUGCCGAAGCCACACCAAAUCUUCGUCACCAAAUCCAGAGUGCUCGCUACGAAAGUGGAAGAGUAUUUCACGAAGCUUCUCGAAUCUCUGGCAUUGGCAGGCUAUACCCUGGAGGAACUUGCAAAAAUGAAGGCACGAAGUGUCCAGGAGGGCCUUGUUGAUCUCGACGACCUGCCCGAAUCACAGAUGAAUAUACCAAUGAGAUACAGUGGACUUGAGGAUAAGCACUUUCCUCUUUUUCUAACUUUCGAUCGAUUGGCGAAAAUGAUCGCGGCAGAUAUCUUGGACAAGACAGAUAGCGCAGGAGCUUUCUUCAAUGUUGACAAUGCUGACGCGCAUGAUUGUUUCGUCACCUAUGACGUAUUCGCAAAUCAAUACUGGCCUCAUUUUCCACAGAAUCUCAGCAAGAAUCUCAAUCCGUGGUUGGUUUUUAGCGAAUUCAUGGGGAUCAUCAAAGGCUCCGAACAUGCACUGACCUGUCCUGAAGGAGUUCUCGAUCGCCCAACAUACAUCCUUCUUCCUCAUCGUUCUAACCCAAAUUUUGCGAAUCAGAGGGAAAUUCUGUACGACAUGUUCGAGUAUUAUACGAAAAUGAAGAGGCAGCGACGUCAUCAUGAUGUUGCAGAUCGCACACAUGCGAUACUCAAGGUCUUCCAGAGCAAGAAGUUUCCUGGCCAACAGAUCGAUUUCCUGUAUGUCGACGAAGCACAAGACAACCUUCUGAUCGACGCACUCUACGGUUUGUUCUGGGCUGGGGACACCGCACAGACAAUCUCUGCAGGGAGUUCCUUCAGGUUUAAUGAUCUGAAAGUGUUUCUCUACCGUGUUGAGCAGCAAAAUAUUUCGGUGAAUUCCGUUGGAGCAUGUCUUCGUCAGCCUGCGAUGUUUCAAUUGGCGAUCAACUACAGAUCACACGGUGGAAUUGUCAACUGCGCAAGUUCUGUGAUCGAACUCAUCACGAAGUUUUGGCCCAACACAAUCGAUAAUCUUCAGCCAGAAAAGGGGGUGGUUGACGGGCUGAAGCCUGUAUUUUUCACUGGUUGGGACAAAGACACCGUUCGUUAUGAACAGUUCUUGUUUGGGGAGAGCGGUAGCCACAUUGAGUUCGGAGCCGGGCAAUGCAUUCUCGUGCGUGACGAUGCGGCACGUCAGAAGUUACGAGACCAAGUUGGUCAAAUUGGACUAAUUAUGACGCUUUAUGAGAGCAAAGGCCUGGAAUUCAAUGAUGUGCUGCUAUACAACUUUUUCGAGGAUUCUGCUGUAGAUCUGUCGCGAUGGCGCGUAGUUCUCAAUGGGGUAGACGGUCAAGGAUAUGCACCGAACUUUGAACGAGACGAGGCGCGAUACGCUGGGGUUUGUAGCGAGCUCAAACUUCUUUAUGUGGGAAUCACUCGAGCAAGGAAGAACAUAUGGAUAUUCUGGACGUCUCGCAACCAGAUCGAGAAUUGUACCCCCGGCACCGAUGUCCCUCAUCUAGCCGUCUCCUCGACUCCGGAAGAAUGGGCAUCCUUCGGGCACUCACUAUUCUCGCACAAGCGCUACUCGCAGGCUAUCCACUGCUUCGAACGUGCUGACCUUCAUCGUGAAGCGAAGGUUUGUGAGGCAUAUCAACUCCGAGAAGUCGCACGUUCUAGUGUCGGAGUGGCCUCACUCAGCGACCAAAAAAGAGCUUUUAACGUAGCUGCCGAUGCCUUUACUGAUUGCGCGGCGACCGCAACAGCAAAUCAGAAGCUCCAAUAUUAUCGUAACUCGGCGGAUUGCUACGUUCGAGCAGGAGAUGAUCUUAAAGCUGCUAAAGCCUAUCUCAAUGCUCAAGAGUUUGAGCAAGCAGCGAAGAGAUAUCGCAAGGCCGGACGGUUUGACAAGACCCUCCAUGUUCUUAAUGACCAUGGCACGGAUAUACCUAAAGAGACCAAGACGGAGUUACAGACUGUGUGCAGACUGUUUUACUGCAGCAGGAACAACGUUCAGGCUCCCUUGCCCCUCUUCUCGACAUUUGAUGAGGAACUCAAAUUUCUGGAGGACUAUGAUCUUGAUGACGCUCGUGCCUCACUGCUUGAAUCUCACUCAAGGUACUAUGAGGUCGCAGAGCUCCACUUGUCAGAGAAUAGGCCCUUGGAAGCUGUUCGAGCAUUCAUAAAGGACAAAAGCAACGUCGAUUCUACCAUCCGUGCGGCCGAUACUAUAUUGGAAUACUUCUGGCGCAAAUGCUCCUUCAGAAUCACCGUAAAAUCCAUUGCUGAUGAGCCAAUGCAGCAUUUCAUCGCUCUUGCUGAUCAACUAGAGACGAACAAACUAACGCCGGCCACAUGUGAUCUAAUAUCGAUGUUUCAGAACAUCUUGCGCGGAAAUCACGAGCCGUUGAGAAAUCUUGCGCUUGGCUUCUAUAAACAUAACAGGCCAGCAGCUCUCCUUUGCCUGGACCAUAUAUUCUCUCGAACCACAGAUAUUCGAACUUUCGCGGUCAAUGAAAUGCAACGGUUCCUUGAACAAUUUCACGCCUAUGCGCGACUGCUCUAUCUGAUUUUAACCUUCCCUGACCCCAUGGAGCAUAGGGGUAUUCAGAGACUAUUCUCCAUCGUGCGGUUGUCCGGCGACAAGUUUCUCAUACCAAAUGGAACAUUCCUCCACAACAAAACAAUGGAAAUCCGGCAGGGCAUCACUUGGGUAUCGGAACAUCCGUCCGGGUAUACAGCUUCUCGUAGAAACGCUACCCAGCUCCUACAACAAUCCAUUCGAACGAUCUUGAAAGACAAAAUAUCGGAGAUCGAUGCUAUGUGUUGCAAAUCUCCCGUUUUCUCGCAAUGCCUGCAAUUCUUGAUAUCCGGAGUAUGUCGAAGAGAUAACUGUCCCCAAGAGCAUGUUGCAGUAUCGAAAUUGGAUCGCCAGUAUUACAACAACCGUGUUGCCAUCCACAUCUGGCAGAUCCUGAUCUUGCAAUUCAUGUAUUCCGCUCACCCAUACAUUGAGCGACGCAAAAGCAUGCGGAAUUGGCUCAAGCAUCUUUACGAGGCCAUCAAUCCACCCUUCUUCAUUCAAGGUUCCCCCGCGGACCUCGACAUGAACCUGAUGCCUCUUCGUCGAGAUGGCAUGAAAGUGGUGAAGCUCUGGGUCCGCGAAUCCUUCUACUCGCUCGACCCAUUCCAUACCCAGGCUGAAUUUUUGACGGUGUUGAUGGGAAUAACCAGUCUUAGUUUUGCUUUUGACAGGGACGACACACCUGACUACAUCUCUCGAGCAAAGUGUACGAUCUCCGGACCGUUCGAACUCGUUCGCAAGUGGGACAAACGCUAUAUGGUUCAUGACCUGCUCAUUUCUUACCAAGGAGCUACCCGCAGCAGCAUCUCAUCCGGGAUUUCGUAUAUUCUACAUGUCCUCGAUAAUCGUUUAUAUGCCAACCUCUCGGUGUUGUGCGACUGUAUCGAGGACAUCUGCAGCGCUUUUGUAAUCAACUGGCGAAUCGACCCAUACUUCAAUGAGUUUCCCCUUCAUAAUGUCGUCCUUCCAUGUAACUGGCUACUGUUUCCCCACAAAUUCACUACGGAGAAAAAAACUAACCUGCCUUUGAUGGGCAAGCUUCUGGAUGAAAUCGCGAGGCUGGUCGAAGCAUUGCGCGUAGAAGCCGGCAUGGAUUUCCUCUGGCUGGACUACGCGAGAUUUACGCCUAUUCUCCGUAAUGUUUUCAUUUCCCGGAUCUGCAGGGUUCUCUGCCUCAUUGCUCAUAACAUCAGGAAUCGCUUCCUGAGAAGCAAAGUAGACUAUAUCAUUCUUUCUCUGCACAAAAACAACCCUCCUUCGAAUCGGCAUCCAGUUAACUAUUGGAAACUCGUGGAUGAUGUGGUCAGGUAUAUGACACCCUUGCCAGGAUUGGCGCCACCCCCAGAUGGUUACCUGCAAGCUCUCCUGGCUUUCGAUGAUAAUAAAGGAGUGCGCAACCUGACCAUCGAGAUCCCCCAGCUUCUUUCAUCGUACACAGUGGUCACACAGUCUGCCCUGAGAGUGGAGGCCCCUGCCUCCGUACCUCACUUAGGGCAUUCGAAGGACCGACCAGAGGUUGUGCAGCAUGAUAAGAAAGAGAUAGCGGAACCGCAACCUCAAGAGUUCGAAGGAGAGGAGGAAAGGGAGGAAGAAAGGGAGGAAGAAAGGGAGGAGGCAGAUCUCACGGCAAAUGCUGAUACUGAGACCCGUGAUGCAUCGGGGACUUUGGAUGAGGCGAUGGCGUUGUUUGCACCUGAUCUUGACGAGUCGCUACGCACCAACGGACCAUCGGCGAAGGAAGAAGAGGCGGCUCGCAACAUUCAGAACGCAUACCGCCGUUACGUCAGACGCCGCUCGAGUCGUGCAGUCAAUGCCGAAAUCGAUGCGAUGUUCAUGACAUGCCUGAAGGAGACGCAGUCCCCUGAAUGGUGUUCGGGUUAUUACAACUUCCUCUUCCUUGGACCAUUGCCUCACCUCCUGACGAAAGUCCUUUUCAACAAGGAGUCUCAUGAAAAGCUCGAGGAAACGCUCCUCAGGAAGGGAUUGGAACUGCGCAAGCAGCUAGAACCUUCCUCAUCUGCUCAUCGUGCCCGUAACAUUGAUGCACUCAGAUCUGGAGUUCUAGAGGUCGAUGAAUUUAUGAAGGGGGUUCCCGGAAGCAUGAAAGACAUGCAAUUCGACUUUCAAAUGGCCUACAAGGGCAUUGUCGCAAAGAAGGUCCCUCCGAGAAACGAGAAAGAAAGACCUGCUCUCAAUGUCGAGGAUGUGAACGACUGUUAAUUUCG